AUAUCAUUUUACAGUGAUUCUGCAGAGUCAGCAGCUGAGGUAUCAUUUUCUUUAAUCAUAAAAAUAUACUUCUUCGUUGUACAAAUGCCUAUCAUAACACGGUUUGAUUGGUUGGAAUUGGAUAAAUUCACGGUAGACAAAUAAAGAAGGAACCGAAAUAGUCAUAUCAAUAAAUAAUGAAAUAUGAAACAGCCAACUCAUGAACUGUUAUAAAAUUGUCAAUCAAAAAUCCAGCCUAACAGGAUCCAUGGUAAGAUUAGUUAACGGUUAAAUACAAACUCAAAAUUCAACUAAAAAUGAACCCAAACAAGACAGCGUCUCCUAAAGCCGUAAAUUGGCCUUAAGUGGCACAAUUUCAGUUUCUCAACCCGGGCUUUUCAUUUUUCGUUUUCCGGAGAAAAUUCAGACUUCAGAUCACUUUUUAGAGGAAAUCUCUUUGCCCCGUUAGAAAAUUCUACAAACUAAUUGCGCUGCACGUAAGAGCUUUGUUAAUUAAGCCUAGUAUCUUAUUUGAUUUCUUGAACUUCCUUUCUGUUUAUUUCUCAAUAAGAGUUUAAUCAUUCAUUGUACUGUGCUCAUUCGUUGACCACAAAAGUAAGAGGAAAAAUAUAUAUAUAUAUAUACACACACAUAUGUAUAUAUAUUAUGGCAACAGGAAGGGUCUGCUGUUUCUCGCCGUCGGGCAUGUUCUUGGGUCAUAAUAAAACUGAGGGAAUUAAGGAACUGCUGGACCCUUUUAAACUGCUGGACCCUUUUAAAGGCUCUUCCCCAUUCAAGACUCAGCAGGAAUUUAAAGCCUUUAAGAUGAGCAGAUCAUUUGGAAAUUUAGAAGAAAUUUUGAUGGUAAACCUGAAGAAGAAGAUCAUGACAUUCAGUGACAUCCUUGACCUUCCUCCUCCUGAUUGUUCUCAUUCAAUACAACAGCUGAUGAUGAAGACAAUAAAAGAUCUCCAAAAUCUGUAUCCUGAAAUCGUUCCCGGAAUUCAAUUAUCCGAAAUGAAAGAGGCGUCUAUAAAUCAAGUUCUUGAUCACUUUUUAAGGACUCUGAAAUCCAUUAAAAGUUCAUGGACAGUGCAUAACGAUUCUAUCGACAUAGCUGAAUUGUACAUGCAUGGAGAUAUGGAGAACAGCAACACAGAGCAACGUGUUGAAAGAGCAAUUGGAACACUAGAUUCCUUGAUUGGGAUAGUGAGAGAGAAGUUUGAUAUAAUGGAUGAAGAUGAGAAGAAAGAUUCAACUCCACGAGGUAGCCCAUUAGCCAAAUUUGAUGAGACUUGUUCGGACUACAACGGUAGCUGUCUUUGUGGCUCUCCGGCCACGCCAACCUCGGUUUUUCCGGUUAAGAGAAAAAGUAGAGAGUUUCCAAGUAAUCCAUCUUACAGCUCACCUCUUCGCAUAUCUCUCAGAGUUCAAGCAGUGAGGAAAUUAAACCCCAUUGAUGUCAAGCGCCUGUCAUUCCAUAUGCCUCCUCAUGCCGCAGUUCAAGAUUUCGUGGCUUCCUCUCGAAACAACACUAUUGUUGAUGAAAUUAUAGAAGAUGCACAAGUGAAUAAAGCACCAGCUGCUAUUGUUGAAAAUACUAAAGAGCAUUACACUGAAACUGCGAAGCCAAAGGAUUUGGUGACAGCUCCUGUGGCCAUACCAAGGGAACCUUCAUCUGAGCCAAAGUUGUCCCCGACUGUAGCAUUAGUACCAUCGCCACCUACGACUACACCUCCAUCCCCUGAUUUACGGCCACAUUUGACAAUUCCAACGCCACCCCCACCACCUCCUCCGCUCAUGUUGAAGCCAGAUGUUACAGAAACACAAUCCAUGCUGCGAUCACCCCCCACAAAGUUAGGAGCUGUACCAGCAACACCUCCACCACCGCUGCCACCACCUGGAAGGUCAAGAGUAUUAGUAGCACCAUCAGCAAUGCCACCACUGCCACCUCCCACAAAGUUAGCAGUCAUAUCAACAGCACCUCCACCACCGCUGCCACCACCUGGAUGGUCAGGAACAACACCAUCAGCAAUGCCACCACCGUCACCCCCCACAAAGUCAGUAGCACCUCCACCACCGCCGCCACCACCACCAAGAAUAUCAGGAGUAGUAUUAACGAUGCCAUCAGCUAUUUCAUCACCACCACCACCGCCUACAAAGUCAGCAGCACCUCCGCCGCCGCCGCCAUCACCUAGAAGGUUAGAAAUAGUAUUAACAACACCAUCAGCUAUGCCAUCACCACCACCAUUACCGCCUACAAAGUCAGCAGCACCUCCACCACCACCUGAAAGGGCAAGAGCAGUAUUAAUAGCACCAUCAACAAUGGCACCACCACCGCUGCCACCACCUGGAAGGUCAGAAGCAAUAUUAGCAGCACAGUCAGCAAUGCCACUAUUGCCACCCCCCACAAAAUCAACAACACCUCCACCACCACCGCCACCACCUGGAAGGUCAGAAGCAAUAUUAGCAGUACCAUCAGCGAUGCCACUACUGCCAUCCCCCACAAAGUCAGCAACACCUCCACCACGGCUGCCACUAUCUGGAAGGUCAGGAUCUGUAUUAGCAGCACCAUCAGUGAUGCCACCACCAUCAUCCCCCACAAAGUUAGCAGCUAUAUCAGCAAUGCCUCCACCACCAUCGCCGCCACCUAGAGGAUUAGAAAUAAUAUCAGUAGCACCAUCAACAAUGCCACCACUGCCACCCCCCACAAAGACAGCAGCUGUAUCAAUAGCACCUUCACCUCCGUCUCCUCCACCGAUGCAAGCUGUAAAUGGAGCGGCGACACCGCCACCUCUUCCAGUUGGUCCAAUAAGAUCCUUGAGACCCAAGAAAGCUACUAAAUUGAAGAGAUCAAGCCAAUUGGGGAAUUUAUAUCGGCUUCUAAAAGGGAAGGUAGAAGGAAAUGAUUUGCGUAAAGCAUCAGGCGUAAGAAGAGGUGUGGGGGGUUCUGGAGGCGGUGGAAAAGGAAUGGCCGACGCACUUGCAGAGAUGACAAAAAGAUCAGCAUACUUCCAAAAAAUUGAAGAAGAUGUUCAAAAGUAUGCAAAAUCAAUCACAGAGUUGAAAUCUUUAAUAGGUACUUUCCAGACGAAGGACACGGCUGAGCUGCUUAAAUUCCAGAAACAAGUAGAAUCAGUACUUGAGAAUCUGACUGACGAAUCUCAGGUGCUAGCGCGAUUCGAAGGCUUCCCUUUAAAGAGGUUGGAAACACUGAGGACAGCCACAGCAUUACACUCAAAGUUAGAAGCAAUGGUUACUGAAUUACAAAAUUGGAAGAUUGAGGCUCCCUUGAAGCAACUGCUGGACAAGGCUGAACGUUCCUUUAACAAGAUCAAAGGAGAAAUCGAAGCAUUGGAAAGAACAAAAGAUGAGGAAAUUAAGAAAUUUCAGACUCAUAAUAUCCAUUUCGACUUCAGCAUCAUCAUCAAAAUCAAAGAAUUUAUGGUGGAUGUUUCCUCCAGCUGCAUGGAGCUUUCACUGAAGGAAAGUAGAAAAGCAAAAGCAGAAGCAGCAAAUGGAAACAAAUGUGAACAAAAAGCACAGGAAUGUGUUAAAAUGCUAUGGAGAGCAUUUCAGUUUUCAUUUCGGGUGUAUACUUUUGCCGGAGGACAUGAUGAUCGAGCCGACAAUCUCACCCGAGAACUGGCUCAUGUAAUUGAGACAAUUCCUAGCCAGAAUUAACAUCAAACUCGAUCUCCAUCUUCCUAAUAUUUGAAUCAGUACUUAAUUAUUAUAUUAUGAGAGAGAACUUGAUGGCGGCAUUCAAGCAGAAUCAAAGUUUUGAUAGGCCUUGUUAUGCUACUUUUGUUUGAAGUAGAGAAAUCUGUAGUAGGAUUUUAGAGCUGUGUCUUCUUCUUUAAAGGGGUUUUUGCUAAUUCUUUGUUCUACUGGGAAACGUUAUUGAGAGAGCAAACUGCAAGCUUCAUCAUUAAUUCCUGCUGGCAAUACAUACAUAUGUAUUGAUCAAGAGAGAUAUUAAGAAUUUAUUUCUUCUAUUACAUGUUGCUCGAUCGUGGCAAGAAUGUAUCAACUGCUGAUGCUUCAUGCUUCGUCAUUGAAUUUUUGUGUUUUCUUUUUGUCUCUGUGUAACGAUGUUGAUUAUAUAUAUUUAUAUGUAUAUGUUGCCAUUUUACCUGUCUCUAUGUA
Mangifera indica (mango) is the source of this 4128-nucleotide messenger RNA. Its product is annotated as formin-like protein 5. Bases 646 to 3663 code for a protein of 1005 amino acids. The record is from RefSeq and is a predicted model, not a curated record. Gene Ontology annotation, biological process: chloroplast organization. The transcript has 8 exons. NCBI's taxonomy places the organism in Eukaryota, Viridiplantae, Streptophyta, Magnoliopsida, Sapindales, Anacardiaceae. Gene Ontology annotation, cellular component: chloroplast outer membrane.